AUUAGACACCAAAACAAAAUCCUUAUACUCACCUUUAUAUCUCCUUAAAGGCACUGCCUUGAAUAUAGCAGGCACCAAAUAGGAACUAUGUGAUUCUCACGGAAGUCCAGUUUCUCUGGCUCAGGCUCGUGUGAAGGGGAGCAGGUGCCAUAACUGCUAGUGGCCACUAGAGGCUCUCAGGGGAGGGCAGGGUAUGGGGGCUGUAUACGUGAUCCCCCACUACCCCCCACUACCCCCCACCUGGCCAGAGCUAAAAUAAUAAAAUGCUGAGCUCACCGUUCCCCCACCCUCUCCCCUGGCACCCAGCUCCUGCUGCUGCUGAGAUAGUGCUCCAGUAGAACAGAAAGACCGACUGAUAGAAGGGGAGGUGAGAAGGGAAGUGGCCACCAGGACUGGCUCCGUGAGUGCCACACAGUGGGGAGGGGGUGGGGGCCACCAUGUCAUCGUAUCUGAAGGAGCUGGAGAAAUACAGAGACAUAGAUGAAGAUGAGAUCCUAAGGACCUUGAGCCCUGAGGAGCUAGAGCAGCUGGACUGCGAGCUACAGGAGAUGGACCCCGAGAACAUGCUCCUGCCAGCUGGACUAAGACAACGUGACCAGACCAAGAAGAGCCCAACGGGGCCCCUAGACCGAGAGGCCCUUUUGCAGUACCUGGAACAGCAGGCACUAGAGGUCAAAGAGCGUGAUGACUUGGUGCCCUUCACAGGCGAGAAGAAGGGGAAACCCUAUAUUCAGCCCAAGAGGGAAAUUCCAGCAGAGGAGCAGAUCACUCUGGAGCCUGAGCUGGAGGAGGCACUGGCCCAUGCCACAGAUGCAGAAAUGUGUGAUAUUGCAGCAAUUCUGGGCAUGUACACACUGAUGAGCAACAAACAAUACUAUGAUGCUCUCUGCAGCGGAGAAAUCUGCAACACUGAAGGCAUUAGCAGUGUGGUGCAGCCUGACAAGUAUAAGCCAGUGCCAGAUGAGCCCCCAAAUCCCACAAACAUUGAGGAGAUACUGAAGAGUGUUCGAAGCAAUGACAAGGAGCUGGAGGAGGUGAACCUCAACAAUAUACAGGACAUCCCGAUACCCAUGCUGACUGAGCUGUGUGAGGCAAUGAAGACAAAUACCCAUGUCCGGAGCUUCAGCCUGGUCGCCACAAGGAGUGGUGACCCCAUUGCCAAUGCCGUGGCUGACAUGUUGCGUGAGAAUCGUAGCCUCCAGAGCCUGAACAUUGAAUCCAACUUCAUCAGCAGCACAGGGCUCAUGGCUGUGCUGAAGGCAGUUCGGGAGAAUGCCACACUCACUGAGCUCCGUGUAGACAACCAGCGCCAGUGGCCUGGCGAUGCAGUGGAGAUGGAGAUGGCCACCGUGCUCGAACAGUGUCCCUCCAUUGUCCGCUUUGGCUAUCACUUUACGCAGCAGGGGCCCCGAGCUCGGGCAGCCCAGGCGAUGACCCGGAACAAUGAACUACGUCGCCAGCAAAAAAAGAGAUAACACUGCCUUUCCCUUUACCACCUAGAGCUAGGAGCCCUGAAUGCUUAAAUCCUCACCUGUCCCCCUUUCCUGUAAAUAAAGGUCCUUCUGUCCA
Messenger RNA from Camelus dromedarius (Arabian camel), 1569 nucleotides. It is a transcript of the gene TMOD4, whose product is annotated as tropomodulin 4. The transcript is spliced from 10 exons. Lineage: Eukaryota; Metazoa; Chordata; Mammalia; Artiodactyla; Camelidae. Gene Ontology annotation, cellular component: striated muscle thin filament; myofibril; cytoskeleton. Gene Ontology annotation, biological process: pointed-end actin filament capping; myofibril assembly; actin filament organization. The record is from RefSeq and is a predicted model, not a curated record. Bases 438 to 1475 code for a protein of 345 amino acids. Gene Ontology annotation, molecular function: tropomyosin binding.